AACACAUACAUAAGCUACUGCAUACAUACAUUCACCGGUCUCUCUGUGUUUAUCUGUUUUCAGCACACAUUUCCACAUUUCACGGUUUUAAUUGCUCAGCCGAGACUCGAACUGUUAGUUUGUACUAAUUUGGUAAAUUGGUUUGUUUUCGCGAGGUGGUGACGAUUAUGCUGAAAGUUUAAACUGCCAGAGAACCUGCAUGGGCACACCCACUCACCCGAGCCAGUCACUCAGUAUUAAUUUAACGUGCCAAAUUGAGACGAAGUCAUUUCUGCAUACGUACUUACGGAAGUGGAGCAGCGUGGGAUCGGAAUUACCAGAGGGGAGGGAGGGAGAGAAAACUACCAUUUUGCAGAGUUCAAAUACAAGUCUGAAAGUAGUGCAAUCAAUUCGUAUUCAAGAAAUAGUCGAGUCAAUCAUUCCGGACAAUAAGUAAUGGGACAGCAUUCAUAUAGAAAAGUAGUAGAGACCUACAUUCUACUAAUAAGUAAUCCUCCCCCAUCAUGGGACGUGGCCACAUGUGCGAAAUAUUUGACUGGUGGAGAAGGAAUCUAAUUUUACAACCGGGGAGCGAUGAACGUUCUUCUUCUUCCAGUGAAAGUGAACUCGUAAAGUGAUCAAUUCAGUCAGUCAGUCAGUAAAGCAGAACUAGACUUCCGCCUACUAAUGGGCGCCUAUAACUGAGAACUAAGGAUAAGUAAACUACGUACGGACGGACAUAAUUUCAAUAACCGUAAAUAAGAGGACUCGUCGACGACAUCGACGCUGUAAACAACCAUGGGACCACCACCACCACUGCUGGUCCUGGUGCUGCUGCUGGUUCUCCAUUGUGACCAGUAUACCGCUACCAGUGCCGACUUUAAUGUGGUCAUUCCGGAAAUAUGCAGCGUUUCGGGGGAAGUACAAAGUCCCGUGAAUACAUCUCGUAUCAAGGAAAUGGUUCUGCUGGGAAUUCGAGAGGACCGGCCGCAGCUCUCGCUCAAUAUCGCGUCACAACGGGAAAUCUGCGACAAAAGUUCGGGAUUGUUGGAGUUUAUAUUUGCAGCCAAGCAGGAGAGCGCUGGACAAAUGGUGGGCUCAUUAAAACCUCAUUACUUGUGCGAAACGGCCGCAACUUUGCUUCACUCACAGGGACGACAUUUCACAUCGUGGACGUGUCCAAAGAUGCCCGGAGUGGUCUCCAUCAAACCAGCCCCCACUGAUGUGAUAUUAGCAAUUAAUCGUCUCGUGACACACUUGUCCUGGAGAAACUUUGGUUUCGCCAAGCUACAAGCGGAUAAAAGUCCGUACUGCGACGAGAUUGGAUCAUCUCUCGAACAGCAUCGCAAUCUCGACCCAGACACGAACAAUUCUAUCGUGAUUCUGGCAAAGUAUGAGGAUGUAAACUUGCCCCAGUAUGCUCCAGUCGUGGAGAAACUUCAAGGCAUCUUUCUAUGCAUUUCAUACGACCACGGUUUUACGCACCAAAACCCAAAGACUGAACGGGUGAAAGCACCCCCGUCUUAUCACAGAGGUCCGCUCCCUCUCGUCCUCCUGCCCGAAUGGCCACUUCCGCUUGACGUCGUCAUGCACUCGUCACAUGACCAUCAUGACCAUGACCAUGACCAAAAGUCGAGAUCGAAUCCGGUCGUCCUGGCCCUUUUGUCGCAUCCACACCCGUACAAUUUCAAGUCGCAGGGAGGAGCCCAGUCGUCGUCCUCGUCGCCAGAACCGGAGGAAGCGAUGCGACCCUCGUGGGAAAGUUUUGCCGAAUUUAUUCCGCUUGAACCCGCAGAUCGGAGCAGUUCUUCAAAGCAGAGGAUUUUGGAGCCGUUAUUGGCCCGCCUCAUCCUGCGAAGUAUGAAGGUAUCGAUGGAAUACGACGUAUGGAAACGGAUGAGAGAAAAUGAGGUGGAUGAAGAAGAUGAUCAAUCAGGACCAAAUGCAAUCAGUAGGCGACGGGAUGACGAGGCGAAAGCGGAGAAGAAGCAGCAAUUCCACCUCCAAUUCAAGCCCUUGUCAUUCCGCUUUCUCGUCUUCAAGUUCGAGAAGGACCGGUGGCACCCGGUCGUAAAUCUGGUUCCUGGUGACAACCUCCCACUCCAAUCCAGCCCUCUGGGGGAACGCCACCAUCACAGUCAUCACUCCGAAGUGGGGCUCCUGGAUCGGGGCAAUAAUCGAAACUUCGGGAAAAAUCGGGGAUCGAUUGUGGGAUGGGCACAAAUCAUGGGAUGCAUUGCAGGUACGAUUGCAGUCACUGGACUUUUUUUGUGGGGCGCAAAUUAUGCAAGGGAAAAGUAUCAAAAUCACGUAUACAACACGACCACAAAUAACUCUGCGGCAACCACCACGCAAAAGAAUCGCCUCGUCAAGAGAUCCCAAGGACCGUACAAACUUCUCUUGACGAGCAGGGAUAUCUGCUUUAGCAACAAUGUGCUCCCCAUCAUCUCGAGUAAUAAAUCUGUACAGCCCUCCCUGGAAGGGGUUCCCUCCACCAUGACCACGACGACGACAACAACCACUGCAAUUCACCAUCAACAACAACAAAACUCUUUGGAUCCACAUAGCAAUCUCUCCUUUUCUCGAGCUUCAUCCGCAGAGGAAAAUUCAUCCUCUGGUUGCGGAACUGCCACUGCUGCUGCUGGUGCUGCUGCUCUUGGCAGCAGUACUGAGAGACCAGACUUGCUUAAAGUCGGGGGUGUGGUGGCCGGACCGCAACAAACUCUCAAGAAAACCCUGAGCAUCGCCAACAUGAAGAAUGACUCCAUAAUUCUGUCAGAAAAUCAGGCCCGAUAUAAGGGCGAUUUGGUCCAUCUCCGGAAAUUGAGUGAACCCACGUGCGAACCUUUCGAGAUAAAAACGAAGGCGAUGAAUGUACUGGAAACGAUUCACGGUCUGCGUCAUGAGAAUUUGGUGGCGCUUAUCGGCGUGCUGACUGAGGGGAUCCCAGCCCAGGUUUGGGAAUACUGCAGCCGUGGCUCGCUCCAUGAUAUCAUCCGACAACAAGACAUCAAGCUCGAUUGGGCCUUCAAACUUUCCCUUCUCACGGAUUUAGUUCGGGGAAUGAAGUACCUGCACUCGAGUUUGGUUCGAGUUCACGGUUUUCUCACGUCGUACAACUGUGUAAUCGAUGCCCGAUGGGUGUUAAAGAUAACGGAUUAUGGGGUGCUCAGCUUCCACCAUAACCAAGGUCUGCCACUCUUGACAAGAUCGAAUAAAGAACUCUUGUGGACAGCACCCGAGCUAUUGCGGGAGGAGGGUUUACGCAAACAUGGAACUCAACCUGGGGAUGUUUACAGCUUCGGAAUUAUAUUUCAGGAAGUCCUCGUUCGAGGUGAACCCUACUGCAUGUUGAACAUUUCAACAGAAGAGAUUUUGGAGAAAGUACGAAAACCACCACCGCUAAUCCGACCCUCCGUUAGUAAACAGGCUGCUCCACCCGAAGCUAUCAACAUAAUGCGUCAAUGUUGGAACGAAAUUCCUGAAAUGCGACCAGACUUUGUCCAGAUUCAUGACCAAUUCAAAACUCUCAAUCACGGCAGAAAGGCGAAUAUUGUCGAUACGAUGUUUGAAAUGCUGGAGAAAUAUUCGAACAAUUUGGAAGAAUUGAUUCGAGAAAGGACGGAACAACUGGAUUUCGAGAAGCGGAAGACGGAACAACUGCUGAAUAGGAUGCUACCCAGCACGGUUGCCGAAAAGUUGAAGCUCGGCUUACCCGUGGAUCCCGAAGAUUUCUCCGAAGUUACGAUCUACUUUAGCGACAUCGUCGGCUUCACCACCAUUUCCGCGUACUCCACCCCGUUCGAAGUGGUUGACCUGUUGAAUGAUCUCUACACCGCGUUCGAUGCCACGAUCAACGACUACAACGUGUACAAGGUCGAGACGAUCGGUGACGCGUACAUGGUUGUCGGCGGGGUCCCCGUCCGCUCGCCAGACCAUGCCGACCAAAUUGCCACGAUGGCGUUGGAUCUGUUGCAUCAAAGUGGACGUUUCAAAAUCCGACAUUUGCCAUACACUCCGCUCCGCUUGAGAAUUGGCAUUCAUACAGGACCUUGUUGCGCUGGUGUCGUAGGACUCACGAUGCCACGCUACUGUUUGUUUGGAGAUACUGUAAACACAGCGUCCAGAAUGGAGUCCACGGGCGCGCCCUGGCGAAUCCACAUCUCGGCGAAUACCAAGUCGAAAUUGGAAAGCAUUGGAGGCUACGUUAUUGAAUACAGGGGGAUCACGGAUAUUAAGGGGAAAGGAAAAAUGUCGACGUAUUGGCUUCUUGGGAGGGAAGGGUUCGACAAAGAACUCCCACGACCGCCACAACUCAAUGAGGAUCACGGACUGGAUGAGAAAUCAAUUUUGUACGGAAGAACCGGAAUUCCUCCCAGCUCACAGGAAACUCUCAACCCGAAAUCGGUAGGAUUUCGUGAUUCCAGACCAAAUUCGACGGAAGGAAGUGGAAGCGUUGGUGGUGGUUCGAGUAACACUCUUGAUCCUACCAAAGCAGGACCAACUUUCUCCGUACUGCAUGGAGAAGCGAUGCGGUGUUUGUCUCCGGCGGAAGAGGUUGCCCAUCAACUGCUAAACGGUCGUCCCGCAAUGCGAGGACUCCGGAGACAAUUUAGCCUCGACCAAGGCUCCAAUUAUUACCUCCCCCUCAUCCCCGGUGGCUCGACCCCGGCGAGACCAUCCUACCGAAAAACACCGUCUUUAGAAGAGACCUUCAUCACGGAUCAUAACAAGUUCUCCUCCUGCCAUCCCCAGCUAUCGAUAGAAGUCCCGUGUAAAGUGUACACACCGAAUCAGACGUCAUCAUGCUCGUCCAACACGUCCCCCACUUCCGCGUUCUCGUUUAACAGUAGUUUUAGUCCGAAUAAGUCGUCCUCCUCGGGACAUCCUGCUCCUCCCCCGGCAAAAACCCCGCCUGCUCCGUUAUCUCCGUUAGAAAGUAAUAUUAUUACAGCAUCGUCAUCACUUUUGCAACAAUCCUCAUCAUUAUCAUCAGACAAUAAAGAGCUUCAUUCCACUUCUAGUCCCAACUCAUCAUCAGCUACAAAAGUAUCAGCAUCCAAUAAAACGUCUACGCUUAGUCCGAGAACGGGGGGAAGGAUUUUUAUAAAGUCGUCGUCUCUGACGAGAGUUGAAGAAAGCCCGACGCAGGAAUAGAUUUAUUUUAACUUAUUUAUAUGAGUACUUGAUCCUAAAAUUGUGAAAUCUGUGUACCUGCGUGUGCCGCUGGAAGGUGUGAUUGUUAUUUAAUUAUAGAUUUAUAAAUAUGUAAAUAUCUGACACUUGUACAUAUAUAUUUCGAGGACCUGAUGCCACCCAAACGAAACAAAUCAUUUAUUAUCAUGGUAUUAAUUAAGUAUAUUUAAAAUGGUGUACAAUCAAUCGUAUGUAUAUGUAGUUAGAUUUUAUCAUGUAUGUAAAUGAGCAUGGAUUGUUGUGCAUGUAUUUUAACAAUACAAUAAAAUGAUGGCAAAAGUUUAGCAUUGCCCAUGCA
Molecule: messenger RNA, 5473 nt
Organism: Folsomia candida
Lineage: Eukaryota; Metazoa; Arthropoda; Collembola; Entomobryomorpha; Isotomidae
Exons: 28
Coding region: 778-5136 (1452 amino acids)
Biological process (GO): protein phosphorylation; cGMP biosynthetic process; receptor guanylyl cyclase signaling pathway
Molecular function (GO): ATP binding; guanylate cyclase activity; protein kinase activity
Source: RefSeq, a predicted model, not a curated record